Molecule: messenger RNA, 502 nt
Organism: Nannochloropsis gaditana CCMP526
Product: chaperone protein
Exons: 1
Molecular function (GO): ATP binding; ATP-dependent protein folding chaperone
Source: RefSeq, a predicted model, not a curated record
GCUGGAUGUGGGGGGCCUGAACGCGCAGGCCUCGGUGGUGGCCAUGGACCCCCAGCAGGGGCUGGGCGUGCGGGCCAACAGGACGACGUGGGCGGUGGGCGGGGAGCAGCUAGACGGGGUGCUGGUGCAGCACCUCAUCUCCGACUUCAAGGAGAAGCACGGCGGCCUGGACCUAGGCACGGACUAUCUGGCGCUCGAGCGCUUGCAUGAGGCGGCGGAGGCGAGCAAGCAGGAGCUGAGUCUGAGCCCGUCCUCGACCCUGCGUCUCCCCUUCAUCACCGCCGACCACCGGGGGCCGAAGCACCUGGACGCGACCGUAUCCAGGGCCGCCCUGGAGCGACUAGCGCUGCCUGUCUUGGACCAGUUGGAAGCGCCCGUGGUGGAGGCAUUGCGGGCGUCGGGGGUGGGUCUGGAGGGCUUGCAAGGCGUGCUGCUGGCGGGGGGCACGGCCCGCUUGCCUUUCCUGGGGGAAUUCGUGCGGAGCCGGCUCACACUGGGGAAG